Molecule: messenger RNA, 2003 nt
Organism: Trichogramma pretiosum
Lineage: Eukaryota; Metazoa; Arthropoda; Insecta; Hymenoptera; Trichogrammatidae
Gene: Noc3
Product: nucleolar complex protein 3 homolog
Exons: 2
Biological process (GO): DNA replication initiation
Cellular component (GO): nucleolus
Molecular function (GO): chromatin binding
Source: RefSeq, a predicted model, not a curated record
UUAAUACUCCAUACCGCUAGUAGUGUAUUUACUGUUUUUGUACUUCGCAGCACGUGUUUAGCUCUUAGCAUUAUAAAUAAUCUAUCAAAAUGGAGAGAGAGUACAUGAGAGAUUUGUCGAGGAAAAGGCAAUCGGAACCAGACAACCUUAAAUUACUCUUACCAAUUAAAACUAAAGAUGGUGCAAUUGUGAAAAAACUUGGCCAAAGAUCUGCCACUGAAAUAGAGGACUCAAAUCAGAAUGUCACAGAAGAGCCUCCAAAGAAAAAGAAAAAAAUUAAUAAAAAAUUUGUAGUGCAAAGUGAGGAAAUUCAAGUAGAUCCAAAUAGACCAAUUGCAAUGGUUGAGCUAAUAGCUCAAAGAGAAAAUGCUAAAAAUGCUUAUCGUUGUAAAAUUGGAGAGCUGGCCAGUGAAGUACUUGAAGAUCCUGAAAAGAGAUAUUCAAAUGUUACAGCAUUGAUUAGGUUUAUGGAUGAGAAAAAUGCAAACGUCCGUGUAACAGUAUGUUCAUUGACUAUAAAGGCGUUAUUAGAAAUAUUUUUAGAUAUUCUGCCUGAAUAUUCCAUUCGUUCGCAAGAAGGACCAUUGAAAAAAGAAACAAUCCAAUUACAAAAAUAUGAAACCCACAUUAUCAAAUGUUACGAGCAGUAUUUGAAGAAAUUAGAGAAAAUGGUUGGAGUUUUGAAACAAAAAAUAGCUGUAGACAAGAUGAAAAAAGAUGAUAUAUACUUAGCAAAGUUGAGCAUAAAAGUGAUGUGCAAGCUUCUUACAUCGCAACCAUAUUUCAACUUUUCUACCAAUAUAGCAACUUUUUUAGUUCCCUAUCUGAACCAUAGAUUUGUAAAUAUAAGGGAGCAGGUAGCAAAUUGCUUCUCUGAGCUAUUUAAAGAAGAUAAACGUGGCCAGUUAUCUUUAUUAAUUGUUCAGAAAAUAAACAAAUACAUUGUAGCCCAUUAUCACAAAGUUCAUUCAGAAAUGUUAACUGUAUUGCUUGGAUUAAAAAUAUCAGAAAGUAUGGUCAAAGACAAAGACCAAGAUAAAAAAACAACGGACUUCUCCAAAGAAAAACGCUCCAACUUCACAAAAAUAACAGAAGUUCUAUAUUUGAUUUACUUUCGAACUCUAAAAAAUUAUUCAAACUCUUCUAUUUUAACAUCUUGUCUUGAGGGAUUAGCUAAAUUCGCCCCCUGCAUUAAUAUAGACUUUUAUGCUGAUUUGGUUGCAUUUUUAAAUAACUUACUGGAAAAUGAAGAAUUAAAUCUGAAGCAGCAACUAUACUGCAUUCAUUCAGCAUUAUUAAUUUUAAAUAUUCAAGCUGCUACUAUAAAUGUAGAUCCUACUACGUUUCACACACAUUUUUAUAGAAAGUUACUUGAUAUUCAUGCAGGAACAACUAGUAGUGAAUUAUCUGUGAUUUUGAAAACAAUGACUCAAGUAAUAGUCAAGAGGUAUAAAAUGAUGACACCUAGUGUUGUUAUAGCUUUUAUAAAAAGAAUUUUUACAGCUUCAUUAAACUUAGACCAAGAAACUGCCUUAGAAAUUAUUCAGAUGAUUAAGCCAGUCAUGCUAAAUUGCAAAGGAGCAAGUAAUUUAGUUGAAACAGACUGUGAUUCAACGGUACAGUUUUAUUUACCAGAAAAUGAUUGUCCUGAAAACUCUUCAGCUUAUGGAACCAGUUUAUGGGAAAUUGUAGCUCUGCAGCGACAUCCGAGUACUGCUAUUCAAGCCACAGCUAAAAGUAUAGUAAAAGAACUCUUGGGAAAAACAGAUGAAUAUUCCCUAAACAAAUUGGCUAAGUUUUCUCAAGAUUCUCAGAAACCAUAUGAUCCUAAUUAUGGUUCAUUUUUAACAACAGCACCUUUGCCUAAAAAAGCACCUAAAAGAUGUAAGGUGCAUGAUUAUCAAGUUCUCAAAUUAAUUAAAACUAUUGAUCCUGAAGGAAGUUUUAAUAGUACGACUUUGAAUUCUUCUGAUGCCACUGAAAAGGAAAAUGAAAAGAAAGAA